AUGAGACCCCUGUUGUUGGAAGUAGCAUUGGUUUGCCUGCUUGCCCUCGGCGGCAAAGUUGACGCUCAAACGCCUUCACCGACCGUUCCUGUGAUUGAUCUCGGAUAUGUCAAGUACAGCGGGUAUCAAAAUGCCACUGCAGGCAUCAACUACUACCGCGGUAUUAGAUAUGCUGCUGCUCCGACGGGUGACCUGCGUUGGGACAAACCGGUGCCAAUCGAGUAUAUGAACAACUAUAGCGGUCGAACAAUCAAUGCUUCUACGCUAGGACCUGCAUGUUACCAAGCAGCUGCGAAAUCGACAUACUCAACCCCAUCUGCACCACAGGGCCAGUCAGAGGACUGUCUGCUGCUUGAUGUCUUGGUACCUUCCAAUCCUGUCUCGACAGCUUUGCCUGUACUCUUCACAAUCCAUGGAGGAGGUUACGUCGGUGGUAGCGCACCAUUUUCCUACCCUGGUGACGCUCUUGUCAAUCGGUCUGAUGGUAAUAUUCUCUUCGUCGGUAUUCAAUACCGUCUGGGAAUGUUUGGUUUUAUGGGCGGAGACAAUAUUGCAGAAAAUGGAGCUUUGAAUGCCGGUUUGCUCGAUCAACGAGCUGCCCUCGAUUGGGUCCAGCGAAACAUUCGAGCCUUUGGCGGUGAUCCAGGUCGAGUGACUAUAUGGGGAGGGUCGGCUGGUGGUGGUAGCGUGUCAUGCCAGCUGAUUGCGAACGGCGGCUCCGACUUUGCUCCAUUCACGGCGGCCAUAGCAGAUCAUCCCUGGUGGCAACCCAUGGCAAACAGGAGCACCCAGAACACGCAGUACAAUACUGCACUGAGACUGUCAAGUUGCUCGGACAUCAACUGCCUUCGGGGGCUAUCGUCCGAAACGCUCGGAAAUCUCAAUCAAGCCGUCAUAAACGCAACUUAUCUGGGCCCUGGAAACGCAUACGGCGUCUACUACUGGGGUCCUGUGGUCGAUGGGAAAUUCAUUCGAGACCUUCCUGAUCAGGAAUUCGCAAAGGGCAACUUCUACAAUGUUCCAUUGAUCACCAACCGCGAUGCAUACGAGGGAUAUAUUUUCUCCAAUAUGAGCCAGACGUCUCAGGUCGCCGAAACAACAGAUGCCGAAGACCUCUUCCCCUCUGCAGGGCCAUCCUUUUUCUCGCGUCUGUACUCACUUUAUCCACGAAGCUCAUUCAACAGUACCUUCUACCAACGACAGACCUGGUUUGGAGACUUCAUCAUCAACUGCCCGACGUACUACAUGGCUUCGUCCAUGGUGGAUAGCAUCGCCAACCAAUCAGCCGUGUUCAAACUCACAUUCGCUGCCGGAACUGAACUGCACGGCGCGACGAACGCUUUCAUCUCGUCGAAUCAAACCAACUAUCCGAGCGCGAACAAUUUGACCUUGGCACACAUCAUGACGAGCUACUGGGUCAGUUUCACGGUCUUUCAUGACCCAAACCCCUUGAGGGAUACAAGAGCUCCGUACUGGCCGAGUUAUGUGUCGGGCGCGCAGGGGUCAAAGUCUGAAGGGGAAGGCGUAGGAUUCACGGUCCAGGCUGUGACGUAUAACAGCAUAACGCCGAUGAGAGAUCCGGAUGCUGCUGCUCAGUGUGAUUUCUUCAAUUCUCGUGGUUGGCAGAUUAGGAAUUGA
This is a messenger RNA of Exophiala oligosperma, 1638 nucleotides long. RefSeq lists its product as uncharacterized. Bases 1 to 1638 code for a protein of 545 amino acids. The transcript has 4 exons. The record is from RefSeq and is a predicted model, not a curated record. Lineage: Eukaryota; Fungi; Ascomycota; Eurotiomycetes; Chaetothyriales; Herpotrichiellaceae.